Molecule: messenger RNA, 2053 nt
Organism: Rhagoletis zephyria (snowberry fruit fly)
Lineage: Eukaryota; Metazoa; Arthropoda; Insecta; Diptera; Tephritidae
Gene: Orco
Product: odorant receptor co-receptor
Biological process (GO): sensory perception of smell; detection of chemical stimulus involved in sensory perception of smell
Cellular component (GO): plasma membrane
Molecular function (GO): olfactory receptor activity; odorant binding
Source: RefSeq, a predicted model, not a curated record
AUCAAAUCGGUGUGGCAUUGUUGUGGCAGACGCAUUGGCAGCUGGUAAUAACUGCUCUUACUCGAAUUAGUGCAAAUUAAGUAAAUUUUGGAAAAGUAAUUUUGGUGUACAUACAAAAAAAAUAAUAAUGACUUAACAAUAACUGAAAAGUGAAAGAUAUUAGGUGUAUUUUCAUUCACAGAGAAUAAACUGAAAUAAAAUUAAAUUCUAACUAAAAACACAAAAAAAUGGCAUUCUACUCGGAAAGAGAGGCUUACUGUAUUUACUAACUAUUGCAUAAAGCUGAAAACUUCAAAAUUUUUUUUAAUAAUUUGUUAUAAAAGCCAAAGGAAAAGUCCUACGACAACAGCACCUCACACUAAGACAACAUGCAGCCCAGCAAAUAUGUCGGCCUUGUGGCCGACUUAAUGCCCAAUAUUCGGCUGAUGAAGUACUCCGGUUUGUUCAUGCAUAAUUUCACUGGCGGUUCUGGGCUCUUCAAAAAGAUUUACUCAUCCAUGCACUUGGUCUUGGUUGUGGUGCAAUUUCUGCUGAUUCUGGUGAAUAUGGCAUUGAAUACGGAUGAAGUGAAUGAGUUGUCAGGCAACACGAUAACGGUGCUAUUCUUUACUCACUGCAUAACCAAAUUCGUAUACCUGGCCGUCAGUCAGAAGCACUUCUACAGAACAUUGAAUAUCUGGAAUCAAGUAAAUUCGCAUCCAUUGUUUGCCGAGUCAGAUGCUCGCUACCAUGCAAUCGCCCUCGCCAAGAUGCGAAAAUUAUUCACGUUGGUUAUGCUAACCACCGUCGCCUCGGCAGUGGCUUGGACCACCAUUACAUUCUUCGGCGAGAGCGUUAAAUUCGCCUUCGACAAGGAGACAAAUUCGUCCAUCACCGUUGAAAUUCCACGCUUGCCGAUUAAAUCUUUUUACCCUUGGAAUGCCAUGUCGGGCAUGUUUUACAUAAUCAGUUUCGCUUAUCAAUUCUACUAUCUGCUCUUCUCCAUGGUGCACUCGAACUUGUGCGAUGUGCUCUUCUGUUCGUGGUUGAUUUUCGCAUGCGAGCAACUGCAACAUUUAAAAGGGAUCAUGAAGCCCUUGAUGGAGUUGUCAGCUUCCUUGGACACCUAUCGACCCAAUUCAGCGGCACUCUUUCGUUCUUUAUCGGCCAACUCUAAGUCGGAGCUAAUCAACAAUGAAGAGAAAGAACCCACUGAUCUGGAUAUCAGCGGCGUUUAUAGCUCCAAAGCUGAUUGGGGUGCACAAUUUCGUGCGCCAUCGACGUUACAAACUUUUAAUGGCGUGAAUGGCACAAAUCCGAAUGGUUUAACCAGGAAACAGGAAAUGAUGGUGCGCAGUGCCAUUAAGUAUUGGGUCGAGCGGCAUAAGCACGUUGUACGAUUAGUCGCAGCCAUCGGCGAUACGUACGGCGGCGCUUUGCUCUUACACAUGUUGACAUCCACCAUUAUGUUGACGUUGUUGGCAUAUCAGGCCACCAAGAUCACCGGCGUCAAUGUUUACGCAUUCACGGUCAUCGGUUACUUGGGCUAUGCAUUGGCGCAGGUAUUUCAUUUCUGCAUAUUUGGCAAUCGGCUGAUUGAAGAGAGCUCAUCCGUUAUGGAGGCAGCCUACUCUUGCCACUGGUAUGAUGGCUCCGAGGAGGCAAAGACUUUUGUGCAGAUCGUUUGUCAGCAGUGCCAAAAGGCGAUGUCCAUAUCGGGAGCGAAGUUCUUUACCGUCUCGUUGGAUUUGUUUGCAUCGGUUCUUGGCGCUGUUGUCACCUAUUUCAUGGUGCUGGUACAAUUGAAAUGAAGCACUGAAGUUUGUGGCAUAAACAAUAUCACCGACAAGCCUAACAAAUCAUAUCAUUUAACAAAAACAACAACAAUAAAAGAGAGCGAUGAAGAAGGGCAGUUGCAGAAGGGUGUGCCAGCGAGCCAGCGUUAGCAGUCGCCUGGAAAAUCGGCGCAAUAUGUGGUGGACUCAUUCACGCUGUGUAGCCGUUCCUCCAACAACAAAACACAACAGAAGAACUGUAUACGACGUUGGCGAGAGACUAGAAGCCAAAUUUAAAA